Molecule: messenger RNA, 2688 nt
Organism: Penicillium argentinense
Lineage: Eukaryota; Fungi; Ascomycota; Eurotiomycetes; Eurotiales; Aspergillaceae
Product: putative protein kinase Scy1
Exons: 3
Coding region: 1-2688 (895 amino acids)
Biological process (GO): protein phosphorylation
Molecular function (GO): protein kinase activity; ATP binding
Source: RefSeq, a predicted model, not a curated record
AUGUUUUCGAACGCGUUGAAGUCAUUCAGCUCGAAUAUUUCCGCCAAUUAUCAGAUCGCUCCCCACGCGACUAUCUACUCAGGCCCCUGGAAAAUCCACGAUGCCAAGAAGAAAUCCACCGGCACCCCGGCGUCUGUUUUCAUCUUCGAACGCAAGACCCUCGAACCGCGAUCAGGCGGAUUUGGCACCCGCUCAUCAGGAUCCGGAACGAAGAAGAUACAGGAGGAUCAAUCUGGCCAGAUUGCGACACCCUCCAUCCUUCAAGUGCUCGAGCCCGUCGAGGAAACCCGCAACGGUGGUCUCAUGUUUGCGACAGAACAUCUGACAGCCUCGCUUUCUGGUCUUUUAUUGGAUAAAAACGAGCAAGAAGGUGCUUCGGGUGGUUCGAGAGCUAAUCGCUAUAUGGUAGAGGAUGCCGAUGGAACUCGCAGGCGGAGGGAAUUUGAGAUUGAUGAACUAGAAAUCCAAAAGGGCUUACUGCAAGUGGCAAAGGGUCUUGAAUUCCUUCACGAAUCCGCAGGCCUUGUCCACGGUAACCUGAGUCCGGAUGCCAUCUAUGUCAAUGCUAAAUCGGAUUGGAAGAUCUCUGGUCUUGGAUUUGCGGGGCCUCCAGAUUCGUCGGAAACUCGUUCGACGCUGCCACCACUGGCCGUCUCCGAGGUUCUCUAUCAAGAUCCAAGACUACCACCUUCUGUGCAGCUCAACAUGAAUUACACUUCUCCGGAUUUUGCCAUGGAUUCCAACGUGUCGUCCGCCGCCGACAUGUUCUCUUUGGGUCUGAUCAUCAUCGCUCUCUACAAUUCACCCCACGUCUCCCCACUGGAAACCCAUGCGAACUUGUCGACCUAUAAAAAGCUGCUCAGCUCCCCUUCCACUACUCCCUCUCAGAGCAAUAACUUCCUCUGCUCUAAUCCUAUCCCGAGGGAUGUUCUAUCCCAGGUGCUACCCAGGUUGAUCACACGGAGGCCUGCCCAGCGUAUGAAUGCGCGCGAGUUUCAACAAUCACCAUAUUUUGAUAAUGUUCUGGUAUCGACUAUCCGAUUUUUGGAGUCUCUCCCGGCCAAGAACCCGAACGAAAAGUCUCAGUUCUUGCGAGGCCUCCAACGAGUCCUACCAGACUUUCCUGUCUCGGUGUUGGAAAGGAAGCUUUUGGGCGCGCUGCUUGAUGAACUGAAGGACCGCGAUUUGCUGGCCCUUCUAUUGCAGAACGUCUUUGGUAUCCUUCAACGCAUUCCAAAUGGACGCCGUGUCUUUCCCGAAAAGAUCAUCCCCCGUUUGAAGGAGUUAUUUGGCACUGCGUCGGGCAAACCAGCCCAAGAACGCGACUCAAAGAAAGAUGCAGGCCUUAUGGUUCUUCUUGAGAAUAUGAAGCUGGUGACGGAGAACUGCACUGGCAUGGAAUUCAAAGAUGAAAUCUUACCACUCAUCCGCCUUGGACUGGACUCGCCCACCCACUCUUUGGUAGAUGCUUCAAUCAAAUGCCUCCCGGUAUUCCUUCCUACGCUUGAUUUCAGUACCGUCAAAAAUGAAGUCUUUCCACCAAUCGCCAGCACCUUCAGCCGCACUAGCAGCCUUGCGAUCAAGGUCCGCAGUCUGGAAGCAUUCAGUGUGCUGUGUGGCGGCUCUACAGAUGAGUCUGAUGGUCUCGAUGACCUAUCUGGCGCUGUGGCACCAUCCAAGACUGUCAAGUCCUCCAUCCUAGACAAAUAUACUAUCCAAGAGAAGCUUGUCCCCUCUCUCAAGGCGAUCAAGACAAAAGAGCCUUCGGUCAUGAUGGCAGCACUGAAGGUCUUCCGUGAAGUUGGAAAAAUCGCAGACAGUGAUUUCCUCGCCCUCGAGGUUCUACCUAUUCUCUGGAGCUUCAGUCUUGGACCUCUCCUGAAUUUGAAACAGUUCAAUGACUACAUGGCCCUGAUCAAGUCCCUUUCCACCAAGGUCGAGAAGGAGCAGGUCCGCAAGUUGCAAGAGCUCUCGUCGGGUGGAGACUCUGGCGGGUUCCAGAAUGGUGCCAACAGCUUCUCCCAGUCCACGACUGAUCUCACAUCCUCUGAAACAGAUAGCACAAGAAACAACUUUGAGCGUCUCGUCCUCGGCAACAAACCUGCAUCGCUGAAUGGCAAAGAGGCCGAUAUCUGGGGAAGUAUGGAGCCAGAGCCAGCCACGAAACGACCGAGCAUGUCUCCUGCGUUUUCGUGGUCCACAAACAAUAACUCGGGAGGUUUCCGCUCUAUCACGCCCGAUCAGAAGCUCAACUCCAUUCCAUCUCUGCAGCCCGCGCCUCAAGCACCUCCUGCGAUGUCUACCUCACAGCUCCCAUCUAUGCAACCCAUGCAGCCCAUGCAGCCAUCGAAUCCCUGGGCUGCACCGGCUCAAACAGCCAAUCGAACUGGGUCUUCAUUGGCAUCGCUGUCUAACAUGUCAGCAGCUGCGCCAAUGUCUCAACCGGCUGCUCAGCAAAACCCCAACUACUCCGCCUUCUCCAUUCCGCCUCCUCCAAGCGGCAUGGGAGGAGGUAUGAGUAGUAUGGGCGGCAUGGGCACGAACAAUGCCAUGAGGUCUCCGUCGCUGAACAUGAACAUGAACACGACAUCAGCAUUCCCCAUGCAGGCCCCCAUGCAGGCUCCGCCGCCACCACAAUCGCAACCACCGCAAAAGUCUGGUCUGGAUAAAUAUGAAAGUCUGCUAUGA